AUGGCAAGAAAUACUAAUUUCGGUGAGAAUCACCAAGGACUUCAAGUCGAAAAUAACCAAGGGUCAAUUACAUUCAACCAGUGUAAGACUAAGCUCCCAAAAUCAACAGCGCUGUGCGCAACUGACCGACGCUUAGCCCAAAGUUGCGAAGAAAUCGAUCGAUUGUGUCUUCGAAACCUCCGCUGCCCAGACCCACGGCUUGCGAAGAACAGACUGAAGGAGAGCAAGGACAAAUUGCUUGCUGAAUCCUUUGAAUGGAUUCUCCAGGACCAGAAGUACCAAAGUUGGCGGGACGGCGAUGAAGUCUGCCUACUUUGGAUUAAGGGCGGUGCUGGCAAGGGAAAGACGAUGAUAUCCAUUGGUCUUAUCGAGGAGCUUUUGCGAUUCUGCAGCGACAAGUCGAGUGCGAUAACAUACUUCUUCUGCCAAAAUUCGGAUAACGAAUUCAAUACUCUCGAAGGCAUGAUGAAAGGUUUGAUUUUGCAGUUACUUCGCCAGCAACCAGCCCUUAUGGAGUGUCUGCGAUCCCGAUGGGAUGCUGCAAAAAGUUCUUUCGAUCAGGAUCUCACCUCGUGGAGAACUUUGUGGCACAUCCUUCUUGAGAUGAUAGACCAGUGUGACUGCGCAAAACUCUACUUAGUUUUGGAUGCUCUUGAUGAGUGCCAGGAUGGUGAUAUGGAUGAAUUCCUGAAGGCCCUAGUGCGAAAUGGGCUCCACUCUACUAUGAGAAUCAAAUGGCUUCUUACAAGCAGACCCCUGGACAGUGCAGAAAGAGCAUUGCUAGCAGGGCAUGAACAGAUUCAAUUGAGUCUCGAGCUAGAGUCAGAUCGUCUCUCUAGUGCGGUAAAAGCCUACGUAACUCACAAAGUGAAUGAACUUGGUCGUCAACAUGGGUACGAAAGAGCUUUGAAGAAGACGCUAGAAUUUCAGCUCCUCGAAAGAUCCGGCGGAACCUUUUUAUGGGUGAGUUUGGUGUGCAAGAGGCUUGAAGGUAUCUGUCCAGAAGAGGCCCUGGCUGCGAUUCAAAACACACCACACGGCCUAGAACCUCUAUAUAGGCAAGUAUUCAAACAAUUGAGCUGCGGUAGGACGAGAGAAGUACAAAUGUGCAUGCGACUACUCAAAGCGAUGAUGGUAGCAUACCGGCCACUGAAAAUGGGAGAAUUUGCGGCCAUUUCUGGCUUAGAAGAUGACGAUGACGUGAGUCUUAUGUCACUAAUUAUUCGGUGUGCUUCGUUUCUCAAGCUCCGAGGGGAGAGUCUUGAGUUCGUUCACCAGUCGGCCAGAGAUUAUCUAGCCGGAAAAGACACACAGCUUGCUUUUAACUCCCACGGAACAUUCGGACACUAUGAAUUUGUUCUGAACUGCCUAUCCUGCCUAUCUCAGUCUCUGAAGGUCAACCUUCUUGACCUACAACCCGACUCGAAUAUCGAUACGGUAAGAGCACUGAGGGAAAAUAAUGAAAGCACCGCAUUGGAUACUGUGGAGUACGCGGCUACCUUCUGGGGACAGCAUUUCCGGGAUAGUUAUCAUGUCAAUCCACGGAGCGACGCGAUUUGCAGGGACACAAUCAUUGACUUCCUCCACACAAAGCUGUUAGAGUGGCUAGAAUGCUUAAGCCUAUUAGAUAUACUCCCAGUUGCCAUGACAACUCUCCAACAUUUGGAAAACAUAUUCAAGGACGAACCUCCAUCACUUGCCUUUGUUAGCGAUUCCAUUCGCUUUGUCUCCUCGCACUAUGCUACCCUGGAAAAAUGGCCAAUACAGGUUUAUGCCUCUGCUUUAAUUUGGAGUCCUGAAUCAAGUGUCGUGAGAAAACGAAAUUUGGACCGACUCCCAUGGCUAAGGAGUGUUGCUGGUCUAGAAGCUACAUGGGGAUCUCGGGUACGGACAUUCAAAAUCAAUUGUUGGAUACAAUGGGCUGUUUCUUCAGACGGUAAGCAGCUCGCUACUUCCUCCAUGUCAAUCGCAAACUAUUCGAGGGGUACUCCUACUACCCAACACAUCUGUAUAUGGAAUAUCGCAACGGGAAUUCUGCAGCAAGAUUUUUCUUUGAAAUCCAACAACGUCAUCAGCCAAAUGUGCUUUUCAGAGGACAACAAAAAAAUAUUUUGGUUUUCAUGUUGUAGAAGAAAUUAUCUUCACUCAUGGGAAAUCACGAGUGGAGACGUUCAAAGCAUACCAGUCGAACAUCCAGGAUUCGGUAAAACCGUGGUCCUCUCACCGAUGAGCAUGCAGGUCGCAUCUAUAGUCUCUGGACAUGGAAUCCUUAUUUGGGACAUCGCAACUGGUAAACUUCGGACCCAUGUUUUGUUGAGACACUCAAUUUAUGACCAGAGACUUUUCUUCUCACUCGAUGGCAAUCGGGUAGUAUGCGAUGUUUCUGAUCGAGAAUUUCGCAUUUGGGAUACCGCAACCGGUCGACUCCAGAAGAAAUUGGUAAAGCCCCCAGGCUUUCUCCAUUGCUCAGCUCAUUCACCAGAUGGAUCUCAGAUGGCUUAUCAUUUCGAAAAGGGUGACACCAGAGAGUAUGAUAUUCUGAUUUGGAAUACUAUAUCAGGCCGUACUAGCCUGAUAGAAGCUGUAAAUCGUGGCGCUCGUAAUGAAGAAUGUCUGGCAUUCUCACCAGACGGCAAAAAGAUCGCAUACGGAUCCAAAUGCCAUGACUUUAUCUAUGUUUGGGAUCUUUCGACAAAUAGGCCCCACGUGAUAUUCUCGGAGAAGGCCCUCUCGGUUGUUCAAGCGUUGGCCUUUUGUUCAAGUGACAAGAUUAUAUCUUUCACAGCAGAGUGUCAAAUUGAUCUGUGGAAUAUGGAAACACUGUUGGAAAAACGGAGAGAAUCAUCACUUACAGACCCCAAAGAGGUGUCUUUUUCACACGAUGGCAAAAGUAUUGUGUGCUGUCAUUGGGAUAACUUCAUGGUUGUGGAUACCGGGACUGGUGUUACUCAGAAGACAAUACCGGUGCCGUUUAACAAAGGAGGCAUCCAAACAGCAAGAUUCUUACCCGGCGACGAGAAAAUUGUUGUUGGGCUCCUAGACGGUGUAUUUAUUUGGGAGGCCGCAACCAGUACUUUUCAAUGGCAAAGAGACGGUUUUGUCUACGGAAUAGCCGCAUCCCCAAAUGGCAAGUAUCCCGCGGGUAUCUUCGACGCGGACACGAUUCAAAUAUGGAAAAUCCGGACGGGAGCUCUUAAAAUGACACUCAAAUCCAACCAGGGCAAUUUUAGUUGUCUUGCCUUUUCUCCAGACAGCAAGAAAAUCGCAUCUUAUACAUCCAUUACUUGGGGCACAGGUGUUUAUAGAAAUCCGUUUGAUUUGAGAAUUUGGGACGUUUCUCGAUCUUUGAGGGCUUCCAAAUUCCUGGGAGACACUAUCAGCAGUCACAUCCCGUGUCAUAAACCCAAAAAGAUGAAAUUCCAAUUACAGACGCCCCGAAAAGUCCUGAAAUUUUCAUCGGAAGGCCAACACGUUUUGUCGAGCAAUGGUGCUUUUAUUGUGAACGACAUCCAUGAAAAAAGCGAAGAAAAGGAGGCUACUGAUGAUUUGCUACCCUAUCUCUAUCUCAGUAUAUAUGGGUGGAUAUGCUACGGAAGGCAAGCCUUUAUCAAGCUUCCACAGUCGACAAAAUCAUCUUGCCAAGAUCUGGGAGACGAAAAGAAUAGUCGUCGGGUUUGA
Messenger RNA from Penicillium cosmopolitanum, 3678 nucleotides. RefSeq names its product WD40 repeat domain-containing protein. Gene Ontology annotation, molecular function: protein binding. Bases 1 to 3678 code for a protein of 1225 amino acids. Lineage: Eukaryota; Fungi; Ascomycota; Eurotiomycetes; Eurotiales; Aspergillaceae. The record is from RefSeq and is a predicted model, not a curated record. The transcript is spliced from 2 exons.